Molecule: messenger RNA, 1644 nt
Organism: Lachancea meyersii CBS 8951
Lineage: Eukaryota; Fungi; Ascomycota; Saccharomycetes; Saccharomycetales; Saccharomycetaceae
Source: the annotation of a GenBank genome assembly
AUGCAGUUUGUUCGAAACUUGGUGCUCUUGGUGUCUGCUUUUAUAGCUUACAGAGCAUUUUUUAUGCCAAAAUUGCAUCUCUUGGAAAACCAACGAGACAGAAUCGAAAUCGCAUUUUUACAGUCUUGGCGAGACUACUUGGCUCACGGAUGGGACGCAGAUGUUUACCAGCCGCUCUCUAAAAAGAUAUCCUCCUUGCACAGAUUAUCAACCAAGCCUUUGGGCUGGAUCAUCGUCGAUUCCUUGGACACUAUGCUUAUGAUGCACAAUUCUAGUUUGCGCCAUCAAGAAGAAUUCAAAACAGAAAUAGCACGAGUCGAAAACUGGGUCGACACCAAACUCGACUACGACAUCGACGUGUCCGUUUCACUUUUCGAAACCACCAUUCGCAUGCUGGGCGGUCUGCUAUCGGCAUACCACCUAUCGAAAGAACUACACCUGGGAAACUCCACGGUUUACCUGGAAAAAGCUACAGAUCUGGCUGAUAGAUUGCUGCCGGCUUUCGAAAAUACCAACACCGGAAUUCCGUACUCCAGUGUUAAUUUGCACACGGGCAAGUCCAGAAAGAAUCACGUCGACAGAGGAGCGUCCUCGACCGCGGAGUUCACCACCCUACAACUCGAGUUCAAGUAUCUCAGCGCAAUCACAGGAAAUGCAACAUAUUGGAAAGCGGUGGAAAAAGUGUACAAGCCUUUGUACGAGACUAACGACCUCAUCGGGAAGUACAAAGGACUGGCACCUAUAUUUGUCGAUGCUGACACUGCCAAGUUUAGAGGUAACAACAUCAGACUCGGAUCCCGUGGCGACUCUUUUUACGAGUACCUCCUGAAGCAGUAUUUACAAACGGGUGAGCAAUUGUAUUACCAGCUGUAUCGCGAAUCCAUGGAGGGAGUGAAGCGGCAUUUGAUCUCUAGGUCCAGUCCUAAUGGUCUUUUUUACAUUGGAGAGCGAUUGCGUGGAAUAUACAGUAAUUUUUCUCCCAAGAUGGACCAUUUGGUGUGUUUUAUGGGAGGACUACUAGCAAUGGGCGCUACCGAAGGCUGGCACAUCGAUGAUGCGAGGAAACAAGACUUUUGGGACGCAAAACGCGAAGAAGACUGGACACUAGCCCAGGAACUGACCUAUACCUGCUACCAAAUGUACCAUCAAGUGCCUUCGGGCCUCUCUCCGGAAAUCGUGGUUUUCAACGACCCUUUAGUCAGAACGGCCUAUACCAAUUCCUGGUGGCAGUCGCAGGAAGGUGAUUUUUAUGUGAAGCCUGCAGAUGCUCACAAUCUACAAAGACCCGAGACUGUAGAAUCGUUGAUGUUUCUGUACCAUCUGACCAAGGACUCGAAGUAUCGCGACUGGGGGUGGGAGAUUUUCCGCGCGUUUGAGAAACACUCGGGCGUGAAAUGCAGACCUGCCGAUGAAAAAUGUCCUUAUACAUGUUUGAAGGACGUUUUGGCAGAUCCUCCGGUAAGGUCCGAUAGUCUUGAAAGUUUCUGGCUGGCUGAGACGCUGAAAUACCUGCAUCUGCUCUUCCAGGACGAUGUGGAUCUCAAAAACUUGGUUUUCAACACCGAGGGACAUCCAUUUCCGAUAAUUACACCAGAGCAAACCGAGAUAGGUGAUCUUUUGUAUACUGGAUGGAGCCUUUCCUGA